Messenger RNA from Bombyx mori (domestic silkworm), 7899 nucleotides. RefSeq names its product zinc finger-containing ubiquitin peptidase 1. Gene Ontology annotation, molecular function: catalytic activity. NCBI's taxonomy places the organism in Eukaryota, Metazoa, Arthropoda, Insecta, Lepidoptera, Bombycidae. Bases 169 to 2370 code for a protein of 733 amino acids. The record is from RefSeq and is a predicted model, not a curated record. The transcript has 16 exons.
ACCAACCAGGCCUUUUUGUAAACUAAAACAUAAUUAAUAAUUUUAAAUGUUAGAAAAUGCUAGUUACCAUUUUUUUUAAUAAAAGUGUUGUACCAAUUAGAUAGUGUUGUGCUCGGGCCGGGUGUGUCCGGUUAUUUUAUGACAAUAAAUUAAUAUUACGGAACAAAUAUGUCUACGAGCCCUUUCCCAUACACUUGUGAGCUUUGCGGCGCCGAGGGCCUCACAGACGAAGGCAUGCGGUCUCAUACCCUCGAAGCCCAUGUGGCCGGAAGACCAGAAUGUCCAUUUUGUGACAGCGUAGUGCCUCAACCUCAGCUGGUGGGUCAUGUCCAGAGGGCACAUCUGCAUUAUCUGACACCAGAAAGAGAAUUGAUGGCCUUUAUUGAUGAUCAGAGUCCAAGUUUCGACGAAGAUUCUAAAAUGACAACAGAUAGCUGCAGCUACAAUACACCCGGUUCAAUAAACGGCUGGCACAGUCCGGACAAUUCCUCGUCGUCGUACCAUAACGGAGCCAUCUCCAAAAACAUAAGCUACUUCAAUGGAUAUACGGAAAAGGACAUAAUACACGAAAAAGAAUUCAGAAAUGACGAAGGCAGCAGUAAGAAUAUCUACGACUUAACCAAUGGAUUAACGAAUGGUGUGAAAAACAUUAACAUUUGCAAUGGCAUUACAAGUAAAACUGUUCAAGGUCAACAGAAUUGUAACGAAAACGAUAUGAAUUCGCAUAAAAAAGAUGUCCAUUCUAGUCCAAGCAAGAACUCUGGUAGCUAUGAAGGAUCUCCUAAUAAAAAUAAGCUAAAUUUGACGAGCGCUGGUCAGGGUUCGCCGCUGAGGUCGCAACUAGCAUUAAAAUUAAAACCAAACACACCUAAGAAAAUUCCUCCCACGCCGAGUCCUACAGUGCAAUGUCUUCUAUGCGAUUUCAAAUCGACAUGCCCGCGAAAACUCGAAGAACAUAUAAAUCGAGCGCACUUCGAUUUGACAUCACCGUCUUUGAAUGCAAACGCGAAUGCUAACUCAGAAAAUCCGACCCUGGGUUUGUCCAACCCGACGAUAACCCUGGAGAACCCAACUCUGGCCCUGACAAUGGCUAUGUCACCUGGACCUCAUGCUUCAUCAUACCAAUGCCCGAUCUGCGAAAGUACAUUCGUGAACACGUCCGAUCUGGAGGUCCACGUGAAUGUGGAUCACAAGGAUAUAUUAAGUCCACAGAAAGAUGAUCAAAUAGACAAUGCAUCAUGUGACGAUAUAGUCAUGAUGGAAGAGAGUCCAGUUAGCAAUUGUCCUGUUUGCUGUCAACCAUUGCCACUGUCACAACAUGAAUUGAUACAACAUAUUGAGGAGCAUUUUGAGAGGGGUGAAGAUGGUGCAUCAGGAUUAACUACAGCAGAAAGAGAAGCGCAGAGGAACAGGGAACAACAAGAAUUUCAAAUGCUUAGGGCCCAGUACGGCAUGGAAGAGGAAGAGGAGUCGUAUGCGCAGCGUGAGGAGAGCGGGCUCCGCCGCGCGGUGUACAGCGGCGCGCUGUCCGUGCCCGACUACUACGAGCGGAGCCGGGGCCUACGCCGCCCCGCCAGGGACACCGGCGCCUCCAGGACACAUGGUCUCUUAGAACGGAUAGCUCAACUAAACGCUCACAACCCUAGUAUAGUGAAGACGUACCUGUGCAGCGCCGUGGACCACUACGCGAGCACGUACGGGGACCGCGGCUGGGGCUGCGGCUACAGGAACAUGCAAAUGCUGGUGUCGUCCCUGAUGAAGAACCCUCAGUACGCUCCGCUGCUGAAGUGCAAUAACGAGAGGGAGUGCGAGUGCGUGCCCUCCCUGCCGCGGCUGCAGCUGCUAGUGGAGAGGGCCUGGCAGCGGGGCUUCGACACCCAGGGCUCGGAGCAGCUGGGCUCGAGGCUGUACAACACGCGCAAGUGGAUCGGCGCCUGCGAAGUGGUCACGGUGCUGUCCUCGCUCAGGAUAAGAUGCCAGCUGAUCGAUUUCCACCGGCCAACGGGCGCAGACGGCGGGCACCCCGCGCUGUUUGACUGGGUGCUGCAGUACUUCCGGGACCAGCCCGCCGCCUUCAAGCCGCCGCUCUACCUGCAGCACCAAGGUCACUCCCGGACUAUAAUCGGUUACGAGAAACACAAGGACGGUAAAGCGACGCUACUCGUGCUGGAUCCCUCUCACUCGCCCUCCCAGGUGCGGCAAGUGCUGUGCGGCAGCACGGCGUCGUGCAGCACGGCGCUGCGGCUGCUGCGGCGGGGCUCCCCGGCGCUGCGGGCGCGCCAGUACCAGCUGCUGUGCGUCACUGGGCUCAUGGCCAGCGACGAGGAGUACGAGGCCAGCAAGGUGCUGCAGUCGGUGCGCAUCCCGUAAUGCGGCUCGGGGACCGCAAGUUGCCUUGGUACAGUCGCACAGCGCCGUGACGUCAUACCCCACUCCCACCUCAUACCGUUUGGUCAAUUAAUUACUUUAACGUCAAUUCCAAUUAGUUAUAAUGUUUCUUUUACGGUCACGCUUCGAAUUAAGUGGACAGGCUGACAGCUCGCCUGAUGUCUAAUGUCCGUCUGCACCUGUCCUUGGGCUCCGACAACCACCUGCCAUCAUAGAGCACGUCAGCCUACUCGCAAAUAUUUGCAAUGAACAUAAUAUGUAUGGUUUUGAAAUUUCAAAAAAGAAAUCAAACCCAAUAUCUAAAAGAUAUUUAAUUCGUGCACUUAAUAAUAUGUUCUUCGAUCUUCGUCAACCGACUUCGACAAGGAGGUUCUCUGGUGCGUCGAUAAUUUUUAGUGUAACUAUUUUUCUUUAACCGAGUUUCAAUUCAUAAUUAGGUUACAAAAGAAUUCACUUUCAAAAAACAAUUUAUGGAUGGAGCCUAUGAAAAAAAAAUCCAAAAAAAACACAAUAUACUCGUUUAAUAUCAAGAAAUAUUUGUAAUUUAAUUUAGUUCGUAAACGUAAGGUCGUCGACCCCACGCGUCAUAUCAGUUGUUUGUGUUACAUUGCGCGCUGUGCUAAAAAAAAUGAAUUCCAUGAACUUGGCAGCCCAGGGUUUGAUAACUUAUUGAAGCAACGAUUUAAUCCGCCAAUCCAAAAUAGCAUUAACAAUAACGCAUUCAUCUUUUGUCACUAAAGAACUAUCAAGUUAUUUGAUUAAGUCUAUUUAUUUAAACAAUGCGUAUUUUAUUUUUAAUUAACAAAAAAAAAACAUUAACUAUGAAACAAACAAAAAAGUUAAUAAAUAGUAAUAAGAAAAUGUAAGCUUUCAUGACAUUGCCUUUCAAUUGUAUAAAAUAAGCAAAGGAACUAAUUAUACAGGUGAAAUUAUGUAUGUAAAUUAAUAAGAUUGAAAAAAGUCAAAUAACUUUUAAUAUAUGGAAAGAGCUAAUGCUCACGGAUCAUCUGUUGUUAAGUGGUUACCGCAGUCUAUAUAUGUUGCAAAAUUACCUUGACAUAAGCGCUAAUAUUAGUUGAGAUCACAUUCUAUUUGAGGUAUGAAUUCCAUAUGAUGUGUGUUAUGAGCUCAUAUGAAUUAGUACCAGUUUUCUAUUUGGCUGGACUUUGAAAUCAUGCCUCCCUUGACCUUUGCUAAUCUCUUAAUAUCAAGCUAAGCUUGUGUAUGGACCUAUUCCAAUUCAAAAUCGACGACAAAACUUCUAGAACUGGGCACAGAUUAUAUCACUCCGGUGUGACCAUCAUUAACAACUAAACACGAAUGUGUUGCCAGCGUCGAAUUGCAACAUUCAAAAUGUCUAACUCUCAAAAUUUAUCACUUCGAUAGAAACCGCUAAUAUGCAAAAUAAUCCGCCCGUUUCAAAAAUAUAUAAUAUAUAUAUUCACUGUGCUUUAUUUAAAAAUAAAAUCAAUAAUAUUUUAAGUAAUAAAUUAUUAUAAUGGGAUUUUAUCAAAAACAAAUAAAUAUGUACAUAGUUAAAUAGCAUCUAAUGUAUAUACAGCAGCAAUAUAUGUAAAACUGUGGUUUCUGAACUUCCUUAUAAUAAAAUUUUAUUGCCGGAUUAGCGCCCACUAUAGAUAGAUCUUCUGGAUGGCUUUAACAAUCUACAAACACAUAAAAAAAAAUAUCUACACAUAUAUAUAAACAGGCAAACAAUGGCAUUUUCUAUUUGACGACCUAUUCUCUUUCUUAUUUAGUGGCUACAGUAGAGCUGUAGGGUUGUCAAUUAUUAUUAUUUUUCUUUUCAACAUGUCAUGAUCAAAAAGGAAUGAGUCAAUGUAUUGCAUGAUUGUUAUGUGACAUAUAAUUUUUUGGGUAUAACUUGACUUAAUUUCUUUCUUGAUCAAGAAAUAGUAUUCGUAACGUUGGAAUAUAAUGAGAGAGAAAAUAAUAAACGCGAAAUACGAACCAUAAAUGAGUCGUCUAUUAUCAAAGGUGGCAAUCUGUGCAUUUGGACAAAAAAAUGUUAUUGAUAUGUCAAUACAGAUUGAUUUGAAUAUAAUCGUCUCCUUCAAAGAAUACGGUUCAAAACCUGCAUUAAAUAAAGGUUAAUACUUAACCUGUUAUUUAUCUAAGAUGUCGUUCAGAAGAGUUUUGUGACUGCCAAUGGAAUACAAAGUCAAUAAUUCGUUUUUCUGAUUUACCAAUAAUUGUCCAAAAGUCACAUUGCCGGCUUUGAUAAUAGUCGACUCAAAUAUAACAUUGAAUAUUAAAAUGAUUAAUAAUUAAAACACACACAAUUCACAAAAAAAAUAUUUCCAAAAACAAUAUCUAGACUGAACUAUAACAUAAAAAAAUAAAAAUCUUGACAGAAUAAUUGUGUUCGGUUUAUUGUUAAACAAACAAACAGACGGUAAAGCCUUUACGGUAUUUUCUAUUUUAUUCUAAUUACUAUUUAAUUUUAAUUUAUUUAAAAAAAUAUACAAUUGAACAUGUUUCAUAUUUACAUUAUAAAUGUGAAUCUGCUAUAAGUAUUUUGCCUAUUACAUAAUAUAUUUUACAAAUUUUAAUUGAAUUUCAUGACGUAACUGUUUAUUUGUUAUUUAUUUCAAAUAUAUUUAUUGGAGGACCUUGCCAAUUGUAAUAUGAGUUACCAACUAAUGAUUAUUAUUUAUUAUCUAGUUUUAAAUGAAAAUGACAUAAUAGUAUAUCAUUUUUCAUACAUUAAAUUUUUCAAUUUGACAUUAUAUAUAUAUGUAUAUAUUUUUUAAUUUAAAUAAUUAGGACUUUCACUUUUUUUAAAUAGACACAUCUUUCUUAAAUCUUUAAAACGAUAAAAGCUUAUAAGCGAAGAAUGUGUUUUUAAUUUGUGAUAAUUUUAAAAAUAACCUUAUUAUUAAAUGUGUUUAACUUACUAGUAAUUAAAUUAAUUUUAGUGUCGUGUAAUGUUGUUUUGUGAGCAAUUAAAAAUAUUUGUGUAAUUAAUUAUUCUCUUCUCGCUCAUGUUUUGCGUGAUGCGUAAAAGUGAGAAAAAAAAUGUUAUGUAUUAUAUUUAUUAUAAUGUUGACUAUUGAAAAUACUUUUUAAAUUCGUGUGAAAUAAAUUUAAAAUUUAUUAAACUAACUUGUUAAUAUUUUAAAAACAUGUUUGAAUGAAUUGACGUAAUAAUAAUUUUGAAAUUGGGAUCAAAUUGGAUUGCUGUGAAGCCGCACCCCGCAAAUGGGAAUCUCCCGAAAAUGACUUAUUGAAUAGGAAAAGUUUUACAUAAUUACAAUUAUGCAUUGUCAUUUACAUAAACGUCUACAAAUUAUAACGUCAUUAAAAUUGACGGCUUGAGAAUCUUUCUCUUUAUUCGGAUUCUUUCUCUUUAUAUAAUAAUGUGAAAGAAGUUCUUCGGGUGGAAAAAUCUAAAAGGGGGAGUACUGACGUUUCUGAGCACUCGCCCAAAUUCUGAUAUAAAAAAACUAAUUACAUUUUAAACACGGGUGUAGCAAGCGAAAGUAUGUCGUCAGAAGACAGUGUUUUUUGCUUGCUUGCGAAUCAAUCAAAUAAUUUUGGUAUAAAUAAAACAGUUUUAUGAGGUUUUACAGUAUAUGUAAUAAAUUUUAUUCACAAGCUUUUCAGGGUCACUCCAGAGUUUGACGAAAUUCGAUUAUAUUAAUUUCAUGUUAUACUUUAAUGAAAAACUAACUUCACGUAGACUCCUUCUAGAUUUAUCUGAUAAAAUCGGUAUGACCACGGUACAAGAAUCAUGCUUCAGUAUAAAUAUUUCAAUAAAACACAGCGUGUAUAAAAAUAAAUUGAAAAUAUUAGCUAAAUUUACCAGAAAUUGAGGAAUUGAAUGUUUGUUAUAGAAUUGUUGAUAUUGAGAGUUGUUGUGGAGAAAAGGGUUUUAUAAAAUGCUUAAUCGAUUUGAAAAUGAAAUAGUCGAGUGCAUUAUGAUCUCGGCUGACUUAAUAAUAAUGUAUACCUAAUGUAAAUGAUGACUUAUCUGAAAUUCUUAAAUUCUUUCUAAUUUAUAUUUGAGUAAUUAAUUAAACUUCAAACAUCACCCCUAACGCCCUUAACUUACAUUGAUAUUUUGAAAAUAAAAUAUAUUUCCAAUAAAAAUAUUUGUAUCGACAAUUCCCUACCUGGUUAUAGUAACUAAAUAAAAAAAAAUCUUUCUCGAACGGCCGAGAAAAUUGCACCUUUUAUCUAUUCCAAUUACGAAGUCCUAUUUGACAGAUGAUAUUAGGUGUUAUGUUAUUGUGUGUGUGAAUUAAUUGUCUAAUGAUUUAGAUUGAUUGUGUAUUUUUUAAAUGAUGAUUUACGACUAUGAAUAAAAAAAUCAUUAUUAUUUCAAAUUAAGCGAAACGUAAAGAGUUACGUUCUAAGCUAUGUCAAAAGGGACUUCGUAAUUGGAAUAGAGUAUAAGUGUUUUGUCUUCGCCAUAAAUUGAACCCUCCUGAUUUCUGGUAAAAAUCUAGUCGUAGCUAGUUAAAUCGAUGCCGGUUAUUUGUGUUUCAAUAUAACAUGAAAAUAUUAAUAAUAAAAACACAAAAAUCUAGAUUUAUGUAUGUUUGAAAAAUAAUAAUACUAGUCUUUAAAAAACCCACUCACUCAUUCAUGUGAUAUUUAGAUAAAUACGCGAGAAUUUUCACUUUUGCAUAUAUAAUAUUUAUAGUUUGUGAAAUAUGUUUUAUCCAUUUCAGUCGCAAGCAAAUAUAGAGUGAAUCAAAUUCUAGUCUGAUCAUCCACUUAGAAAUUAACUCUACAUUUUGAAUAAAAUUAGUUUAAAUCUGACAUAAUUUGCGACAGUAGUUCCGUUGUUCAAACCAAGAUGGCGCUGAAUGUUCAUUUAUUAAGAAACGUUCGUUCGAAACGGACGUUUUCGAAGUUGUAGUGUAAAAUUCCCGAAAUGUAUAAAACAUAUUUAGCUUUCCACUGGUGUCGUUCAGUGAUAGACGAAAAACUGUGAUAGGACGAGCGCCUAGUUCGCGGGCACGUUAUAAACGAACGCUUUGGGAACGCACAUACGAUGCUACUACGUCGAGAGGCAAAAGGCUAUUCAACUUAGGCGACAUUUUUACAACUUUACGGAAGAGCCAUUUAAAGGUUACAAUUUGGAAAAAAUAUCAUAAAAAAAAAACUUCUUCACGCAUUUGAAUGGAGUAAACUUAACUGUAAUUCAAUUAAAAACAUCGAACUGUUAAGUCUAAUACCAAAUAAAAACACUUUAUUAUAACAAAAGAUAAAUAUCGCUUAAACCAAAUACCCUUUCAGCUCUCUCGAUAUUAUCAAAUCGUGCUAAUAAAAACGUUAGUUUCACUAUUUUGUUUGUUUUUUGUUUUAGCUUAAGCGUAAUUUUGUCUUAUUGAGUUUUUCAUUGUGCGUUCCCGAGGUGAUGUAAAGCGCACGUAACACUUUGUAAGUUCACUCUGCCUCACAGCACGGAGCGACCGCUUCAUAGAGACAGCUAGGCUGUGAUCGCAUGUAAUGAUUCCUCAAUAAACUAUUGUAAGUUACUGA